AGUGCAUCCACUACUGUGGCAUCCAGAGCGGUUGGCAUUUGGGGGGAGUAUUGCUUUUUAUCUGUCUAGCGAAUAAAACGGGGUAAAUAGCAUUAACAAAAAAAGGAUCAAAAAGGUAGGACGAGUAAAUGAGGAUUAAAUGAGAUCGUCCGUAAGUUACAUGUUAUCGCAAGCAGCUGGAGAUCCGAUUAUGGCGCAUCCAGACUAUGAACAGCACCAUUAUCAUCAUGGUUGUUUGUUAAUUCUGGUGCGAGGAAUCGGCUCCUCCAAGCCACGGUCUUUGCAGCGCAUCUUCGAACGAGUGCAGCGGGUGAACAAUGUCAAAAUACCUGCCGAUUCGAAAGGCAUUGCGAGGGAUAUCUGGGUGCGCUACAUACGUGACCAUCCGGUAGAGAACAAUGAUUGGGGUGACUUUCAAACCCAUCGUCGGUUGCUGGGCCUGAUCACUGUGGGUAAGUUCGAGGCCCAGAGCGAGCUGAACGAGCUGUGUCGAGUGCACGAAUCGCUGAAGGUGAAGUACACGCACACGUUGUUCGAUUCCCGCUGUUUGCUGUUCGGUCCGGGUACGGACGAACUGCAGCAGCUAAACGGUGGCGUUAGCGGGACGGACGGUGGCAAAGCCGCGAUCGAAAAGUGCUUCCAGACGCCGAGCAAUUUCAAGAGCCGCGCCUUCUUCUACCCCGAAAAUGAUCCUUGUAGCAACUUGGAAACAAAGAUUUCGGAGUUCAUAACCUCCAUCUACUAUAUUCUGGAGCACAAGCGAAUGGAAAAAACGAGCGAGAAGCUGGAGAAGGCACCGCUGCUGCUGGCGCCAUUCGAAAAGAAAGAUUUCGUCGGGCUGGACCUCGAGAGUAGAAACAACAAGAAGCGCUGCAUCGGGCGCAUGACGAAGCAUCUCGGCGAUCUGACGCUCCAGGCGGGUCUGGUCGCCGAGUCGCUAAAUUUCUUUCAUGCCGCCAGCGAAACUCUACGUGCCAUAAGUGACUCGCUGUGGUUGGGCGCUGCCAACGAAGGGCUCUGUGCGGCAUCCGCUAUACUGCUCUACCCGAACUUUCGCUACACCAUGUCUAUACAAAGAAACUCUAGUCUGCAGGAGAACUCUUCCUCUCCCCAGAAGUUCAAUCUUGCCCGCAACCAGCUGUACACCGGCAGCUACAAUGGCGACAGCUCCACGCUGAAGCACAAAAAAUCCGACAUGGUCAUUAACCUAAGCGCCUCCGAUACGACCACGAUUCUGAACGCGGACAAAACGUCCGCCUCGUCCAAUUCUUCGGCAUCGUCGAUUAGCUCGAGCUUAUCGUCCGGUUCGGCGGGCAGUGGUACGGCCAGCGGCAGUGGCUCCUCAUCCGACUCAGGGACGUUAGUGAACAAGACGGGGACCGGUGUGUCACCGAAAUUUCCGAGCAAUAUCUUGCAACCGGACGAAAUUACGGUGCGCUAUCGGGAUGCCAUCAUAAAUUACAGCAAGUACCGGAAUGCUGGGAUCAUUGAAACCGAGGCAGCGCUAAAAGCAGCACGUAUUUGUAUUGAGCAGGGUAAGAAUCUGGAUGUGGCUAUGUUUCUGCAGAACGUGCUUUAUAUUAAUCUGAACAUGACCGAGCAGCAACGGGUACGACGGUUCGAGGUACUGACGGAUCUGUACCAAAAGAUCGGUUACAAUCGCAAGGCGGCAUUCUGUCAGCGGUUGGCAGCCUGGCGUCAUGUUGCCCAAAGCAACAGCAACCCCGACUGGGGCCAGAGCUAUCGGUUGAUGUUGGAAAGCUUCUCCGGCCACAAACUGUCGUUGGAACCGAACGAGGUGCUCGAGAAUAAUAUGGGUUGGCCGGUGUUGCAGAUUGAUUUGCUGCAACAGCUAGUUGGAACCGCUCGACGAUUAGGCCAAUCCGCACUGGCAACGCGUCACAUGACUUUUCUGCUGCAAACGAUGUGGAAAAACUUAUCCGCCCAGGAACAGCGCGAAAUGGCACUGCAGCUACAAAAUCUUAGCGCUCAGUGUGAGGGAGCACCGGUUCCGUUGGUGCUGGAAAACGGAAUUGUAAUACCGCCGGCUAAUCUGACCGAUCUGCCCCAUUGCGGUCAGCUGCAGGUUAAGGAUCUAGCGCCGCAUCUUAAACCGGUCAAAAUCGUCGUUAACAAGGUGGACAGUGGGCCUUUUCUCUUUACGCCAAUCCACUUCAGUUCGCUUGAUCGGCGCGGCGUCGAGAAGGAUGAUAGCAAAAUCACGUUCAACUGGGUGCAGCACGAUGUUUGCGAGGUGAGCUUGAGCCUGAUGAACCCAUUACCGUUCGAGCUGCAGGUGACAGAUAUGCGGCUGCUAACGACGGGCGUUGUGUUUGAAGCCUUCCCACAAACCGUCACUCUGCAACCCAACGUGUCAACGAAUGUUUCCCUGCACGGCACAUCGAUCGAGUGCGGUGAGCUGGAAAUUCAAGGCUACAGCACACACACGCUGGGUGUGAAGUCGAACUGCCGUCUGAAGCAUAUGCUCCAUCGAAAGGAACGCCACUUGCCACCGUGCUACAAGGUGAAGGUAAUACCGGCGCUACCGAAGUUGGAGACGAAAACGAGCCUACCGCAGACGGCCACGUUCAGCGGAAUGCCAAACGCGGACUUUGUCACUACCUCGGCUAGCAUCACGCUGUACAAUGGCGAACGAGGCGAGUGUACGAUCACACUGAAGAACGCAAGCAACAUUCCGAUUGAGUACGUGGACGCUACGUUCCAUUCGACGUUGGAGGCUUCGUUACAGAAUCGGAUAUUUCAGCUAGCGACGGACGAGCUGCACAGGAAGUUGCCCAUCCAACCGAACGAAAGUAUCGACUUUAAGCUGGUGAUCUUCGGGGAGGCUGAUUUUCUCGGUGCGCUCACUGCCGGACCGGGCCAGAUAGCGGGUUAUGCGCUCUCGAACCACCCGGAUGGCAUGAACAGUGCUGGACCGCAAAGUUUAACCGUUUCACAUGGGGGAGGUGGCGGACCGUUACCGGGUGGGGGGUUGUUUUCGAGUGGUGGUAGUGGCAAUCCGAGCAUACCGAGCCGUAUAAGCUCACCGACGAACACGCAUCGACGCAAUGAGUUGCUGACGUCGAGUUUUCGUUCGUCUCAUUCGGGACACUCGUCGCUGGCCACGCUUAGCGUUGGCAUAUCGACCGGGCACAUGCCGCGGCAGCUGGACGCACAGCUGCGGUUCAAAUACUCCGGUGGAGAAGGCUUACAGGAAGGCUUCUGUCGACAGUGUGCAAUCUCGUUCAAUGUAGAGCUGCUUCCAAGCGCACAAAUUACCAACUGGGAUGUUUUGUCGGCGGAAAUACCGUCCCAGUUUUAUCUGGUGCUGGACGUGGUGAAUCUAACGGCGCAGGAAAUGUCACUCAACUAUACCUCCAACAAAACAAUACUCAUCGAGGCUAAGGAAAGCUGUCGUGUACCGGUGCCGGUGCAACGAUGCCCGCUAGAGCGCAUUUUUGCCGCUGUGGCCGAGCAUCAACAGCACCAACAUCACAACCACAAUAUGCACCAUCAUCACCAUCACCAUCAGCACCAUCAUCAGAUUCACUCGCUGGGUAGCGGUUCGGCGGACCAUCACAAUAUGCCUAGCAUUCUGAGCGGUGUUGCCGGUACGAGCACGAGCGACAAUUCCGAUCUGACCGAGCGCGUCUGUUCCGAGCAUAUAUCGGAAAAUGUGAAUCUGAAAUGGUCUCUACCUGCAAUCGAUUGUCACGGUACGGCUUCGUUGCGCGGUAUUACUCUCUCGCCAACGAUGCUCGAUUUGGUGACCGUCCCGCCGCUCGAGUGGGAGGUGAAAGUUGACGAUCAGGUGGUGGCACCACAGUCCGAGGUAUCCUGCGUUACAGGGCAAUUUCUAAGCUUUAGCAUUAGCAUCUGCAAUCUGUCCGCAUCGGUACUGCACCAGGUGCAGCUUUCGGUGCAGUUUUAUCAAGAUUAUCAAAACGGUGUUCAAAACUAUCGCCUAGAAACGCGUGUCACAAUGUCCGGCCCUAACCACAUACUCAUUCCAUCUCUUAAUAAAGACGAAAAAGCGUUCCACAAGUGCUCGGUACUAUUCUUCACCCCCGGUCGGUUUAAGGCGGAUAUUCAAUGCAGGUCCCUUAGCUCGACAUUGCAAACUGCACCGCUACAACGGCCGGACGAGUCCGGUGGGAUGCCGCUUAUAACGACACCGGGACCGGACAGUGCAUCACACGUGUGGCGGUUUAUUCCACCGAUCGAAAUAACCGUCCUAGAUCAACAGUAGGUGCGGAUGAACCUGACCAUAUUGACGUUAUGAUUGCGGAUGAUCGACUGGUGCGAUCUGUACGAGAACAAUAAUUGGAAAAUUACACAGGAAAUACGCAAUGCCCAUACAUACUUCAGAGAGGCAUUCGAGCAUAUUGAUUGUUGUUGUGCAAAACAAAAAAGAAAGCAAAACACAUAACACGGCUUAAAUAAGUACUACAUUCUGUACCUUUUUCGAAUGCAGACAGAAGGGGAGGCUUGUAGCAAUGUUGUUGUGCGAAGACGAAAGCGUAGAGUGCAUAUAUACAUAUAUAUAUAGCGUUUACAUUACUCUUUGUAUUAUUAAUACUGCAGAACAGAAAACAAGCGCUACGAAAGAUGAUGUCAGGGUCGGCUCACUAUAGACCGAUGUUUAGCAAUAGGCAUUGUUCGUAUAUUUGCAGAAUUUAAAUUAACUGGAAGCAAUAUGUGUAGGAAAUUAUCUCGAAACAAGCAUAUUAUUGUGCAGUAUGACGGGUGAUGUCUUGAGGGAAAGCUCGAUUUGUCCGAUGUGUCGAUGUUGCUACGAUCGAUCAGUAACACUACCCAUAUUAGCCGGUCUUAGACCUAAGUUGAGUUGAUGAUAUUAUGGGAUUUAAGCAGAGAACGAAGCGAUCAAAACAAAUGGUGGCCGGGGAAAAAACGAUUUGACAGUGAAUACUCUCACCCUACCCGCACAUCAUUAUUGGCGAAGAAUAUAUUAAUAAAACAUGCAAACAAGCAAGCAAGUAAAGGCGAAUUAGUUAUUAUACUCGUUGAAGACGAAGCAGUGUGGUAUAUCGGUUAGUUUACAUAUUAUUAUACCCUAUGUUUUCUUUUUUGCUCGAGGAAAACGUGAAUGUUAUUUAUGAACAAUUGAUGAAUACAUGCCAGAAAAA
Anopheles moucheti is the source of this 5147-nucleotide messenger RNA. It is a transcript of the gene brun, whose product is annotated as protein brunelleschi. The transcript has 5 exons. Gene Ontology annotation, cellular component: trans-Golgi network. Bases 140 to 4249 code for a protein of 1369 amino acids. NCBI's taxonomy places the organism in Eukaryota, Metazoa, Arthropoda, Insecta, Diptera, Culicidae. The record is from RefSeq and is a predicted model, not a curated record.